Messenger RNA from Kwoniella shivajii, 2631 nucleotides. RefSeq lists its product as uncharacterized. Gene Ontology annotation, molecular function: hydrolase activity, hydrolyzing O-glycosyl compounds; carbohydrate binding. Gene Ontology annotation, biological process: carbohydrate metabolic process. Bases 1 to 2631 code for a protein of 876 amino acids. The transcript has 7 exons. NCBI's taxonomy places the organism in Eukaryota, Fungi, Basidiomycota, Tremellomycetes, Tremellales, Cryptococcaceae. The record is from RefSeq and is a predicted model, not a curated record.
AUGCCAAUCGUCGAACGCGAAUUAGACGGGUUCACACUACCAACCUCCUCCCCCAAAUCUGGGUCCUUGAUCAAAUCGUUCGAGCUUCGGACAGCUUCUGAGAAAGGCCGAUUCAAGAACUUUGUGUAUACAUUAUCCUUCCCACUUCCCAAUGUUUACCGAAUCCUCCUCAUUGGUCCUGACAGACCAAGACCCCCUCACGACAAUGUUGUGUUAGCCGAUAAACCACUAGAAUUCAAGCUUACUUCGUUGGACCAAGCUAAAUGUUCAGCUACAUUCGAUUUCCCCACUUCUGGUUCCGAUGAGCUUGAUGGCUCAGGAAGGAAGAGAGAACUCGAACUGACGUGGAAAGAACACAUCAGACUUUACGUGUAUGAACAUAUUGGUAAAGAGAAAGUUCGAAUACUUGGUGAUUUACCUAAUCGAUCAUAUGCUUUAACGGAGAAAGGUAUUAUGCGACAUUGGUGGAUUGAAGCAGAUAAUUUGCAUCUGGGAUUAGGUGAAAAAGCAGCACCCUUGGAUCUCUCAAAUCGAUCUUUCACAAAUCACGGUUCAGAUUCAGCUGCAUAUGACGCGUAUAACACCGAUCCUCUAUACAAACAUACUCCAUAUUUGAUUUCGACUCCUAAGCCAACUAAAGAAGGUGAAGAGUUGGUUUCGACUUAUGCGAUUUAUCAUCCCACCAACUCAGGAGGUAUUUGGGAUGUAAGGAGAUUACAUGAUGAUCCUUGGGGAUUCUUCAAGGCCUAUACUCAGGAUUACGGUGGAUUGGAAGAAUGGGUAUUAGUUGGAAAAGGUGUUAAAGAGGUAGUAAGGACUUUUGCGGAGAUCGUGGGAAAACCUAGACUCGUAGGCAGGGACUGGUUAGGUUAUCUUGCAUCCGGAAUGGGUUUAGGAGAAAGUGAUCAUCCUAUUGCCCAAGAGCUACUCUCGACUUGGCCUGACUUGUGCAAAAAACACGAUAUCCCCUGUUCUGCCAUGCAUCUGUCAUCAGGAUACACGGUAGACAAGACCAAUGGUAAUCGAUACGUGUUUACGAUGAACACCAAGCGAUAUCCCGACUUCAAGGGCAUGGUUGCGCAUUUCCACAAGACCGGAAUCAAGGUAGUCCCCAACAUCAAACCCUAUGCGCUCCAAACCCAUCCUCACUAUAAAAGACUAGAAUCUGCCGAUGCUCUGUUCCGUGAUCCUGUCAUCGAUGAACCCGUCGUCACUAGAAUCUGGUCUUCUGGAGUAGGAGAUAACGAGAAGGGGAGCUGGGUUGACAUGACAAGUGAAGAAGGACGGAAAUGGUGGGCAGAGGGUGUUAAAAGUUUAAUUGAUCUAGGUUGUGAUGGUAUGUGGGACGACAACAAUGAGUUCUAUUUGCAUGAUGAUGAAUUCGUCUCCCAAACAUCCUUCCCUCAUGAAAUCUCUUCUCCCAUUGAGGGCAAGGCGACUGUGGGAUUAUUAGGUCGAAUGAUCAAUACCGAACUCAUGAAUUAUGUUUCACACUCGACGUUGGAGAAGGUUCAUCCCGAUAGGAGAACAUAUGUUUUAACGCGAUCUGGAAAUGUUGGAACUUUCAAAUACGCAAAUUCAACUUGGUCAGGUGAUAAUUGGACUUCGUGGCACAAUCUUCGAGGUUCACAAGCUAUCCAACUCAAUGCUGGAAUGUCUUUAAUGCAAUCAUACGGUUCAGAUAUUGGUGGUUUUGGAGGCCCGUUACCUUCUCCCGAGAUGUUUGUCAGAUGGGUGCAGUUAGGUGUUACCCAUAGUAGAUUCUGCAUACAUAGCUUCAAGCCUGACAAGGAGGAUUCAAGCGGUGCCGCUCAAACAAACACUCCAUGGAUGUACCCAGAGGUUCUUCCUAUCAUUCGUGAAACCAUUAAAUGGCGAUACGAAUAUCUUCCUUUCUUCAAUCAUUUGAUGUGGCUUUCUCACAAAGAAGCCCUUCCUUCGACUGCUUGGUUGGGUUACGGACCUUUCGCUUCUGAUCCUGUCUUAUAUACUCCAGAGAUCUUGGAAGGUUUCGAUGCUUGGUUGGGUAUCGGAUCGAUCUUAGUUUGUCCAGCAUUAUUUGAGGGUCAGCUUACCCGAGAAGUAUAUUUCCCCAAAGGAGGUCAAGAUGAUGAGAGUUUGUAUUUCGAUCUUCAUGCUCCAUAUGGAAGGUAUAGAGCUGGGUCUAGGAAGACAAUCGCAACUCCUUUAGAACACUUCGGUCUUUUCGCAAGGGAAGGUGCAGUCAUUCCCGUUGGAAAGAACUACGCUACUGUAACUCAACAAGAAGGUCCUUCAAGAACCACUCCAGAUGGCGUAGAUGUUCAACUGGAAAAUGAAGGCGGUUUGGUAGGGUUGGACGACUGGAGAGGAAUAAGGAUAUUCCCUUCUACAUCUGGAAAGACAUUCGAAGGUCAGUGGGUGGAAGACGAUGGUAUCUCAGCUAAACCAUCAAAAACAAUUAUUAAAAUUGUAUAUACUGGAAAAGAAGAUGAAGUAGAAGUAAAAGUUUCAUUCGUUGAAAACGGAUUCCAAACCCUAUGGGGAAAGCAACUGGAUGUUUUAUUACCUGUUGGAGACGAAAGGAAGAUCAAGGGCGCAAAAGAGGGUGUGAAGGAUGGGAAGAAGAUUUGGACUGUGUCAAUCGCUUGA